Messenger RNA from Schizosaccharomyces cryophilus OY26, 2043 nucleotides. RefSeq names its product Cdc48-Npl4-Ufd1 complex component Npl4. The transcript has 5 exons. Gene Ontology annotation, biological process: ubiquitin-dependent protein catabolic process. Gene Ontology annotation, cellular component: nucleus. Bases 1 to 1800 code for a protein of 599 amino acids. NCBI's taxonomy places the organism in Eukaryota, Fungi, Ascomycota, Schizosaccharomycetes, Schizosaccharomycetales, Schizosaccharomycetaceae. Gene Ontology annotation, molecular function: ubiquitin binding; ubiquitin protein ligase binding. The record is from RefSeq and is a predicted model, not a curated record.
AUGACACCACGUUACACAGGCUGUAAUAGCAAUUGUUUACUUACCGUUUUCACGUAUCCUACAGGAAAAAUGAUUAUACGAUUUCGAAGUAGGCUGGGAAUGUCCCGUGCGGAAUUCCAACCUACAGACACAUUGCAAACGUUAAAGGACAGCGUUUUGUUUAAUGUUUUGAAAAAUCAAUACACCGCUGAAAGCGUUUCACUGUGCAAGGAUGAGUCAGACAUGGGUACGCCUUGUUCUCAACUAGACGCGAAAACCCUGCAGGAAACGGGAUUGACGCAUGGAAGCAUGGUUUUUUUACGCCUUGGGUCUCCUAGAGAGCUUCCUGCAUCAACUCCUGUUCCUCCUGGUAAAGAAGGGGUUGCUGAAGUCGAAGUUUCCAAAGCCAACGCUUUAUCGGCUACAAACUCCAGCAACGUUGCUACUACUCAUGUGGCUCAAGAUAAUAUUGAUGAUGCUCUUGAGAUGCAAGAUGGUUUGAUCCCUCGACCUACGACACCGUUUUGUCGACAUGGACCGAAAGGCAUGUGCGAUUAUUGCUCUCCUCUAGAACCGUAUGAUGAGAGUUAUCAACGAGAAAAUAACAUUAAGCACAUGUCUUUUCAUUCUUAUUUGAAAAAGAUAAACUCCAAUAUUAAUAAAUAUGCCAGUGCACAAUCCUUCAUUCCACCGCUGGAAGAACCUUACUUCAAAGUCAAAGAAAAGUGCCCUUCCGGACAUCCUCCCUGGCCUUUGGGUAUCUGCUCAAAAUGCCAACCUUCUACCAUAAUGAUGAACCUGCAACCCUUUCGAAUUGUAGAUCAUGUAGAAUUCGCCUCUCCCGCUAUCGUCGAUUCUUUCUUGAACGCUUGGCGAAGAACUGGCUUUCAAAGAAUUGGUUAUACCUAUGGGCAUUAUGAACCUUACACAACUGUUCCCUUGGGAAUGAAAGCUGUCGUAGAGACUAUCUAUGAGCCUCCCCAGAUUUCCGAAGCGGAUGGUGUUACUUUACAGGAAUGGCCAGAAGAAACUUUGGUUGAUCAAGUGGCUGCGGCUUGCGGACUCCGUCGGGUCGGUAUUAUUUAUACUGAUUUGACUGAUGACGGUAGUGCUACCGGAAAAGUCCUUUGUAAGCGUCAUGCAGAUUCUUACUUUCUUUCUUCUCUUGAGGUUUACAACUCUUCAUACUUCCAAGCGAAGUUUCCGAACCCAAACAAAUGGUCACAAACCGGGUCUUUUGGAUCCAAGUUUGUCACUUCUGUCAUCAGUGGGAAUUCCAACGGUGAGAUUGAAGUCACGUCUUACCAAGUUUCCAACGUUGCCACUUCUCUAUAUAAAGCUGAUUUAAUUCAGCCUAGCGUUGAUCCAGACCGCAUGCUAGUAAAAAGGGAAGAUAAAUCUCGAUAUGUGCCGGAUGUUCUCUAUCGAUACGUUGACGAAUAUGGAAAGCAGGUCUCUAAAAACGCAAAGCCUGCUUUUCCUGUUAGUUUUUUGCUUGUAACCUUGACAGAUGGAUUCCCGGAAGAACCUUCUCCCAUGUUUGCCAAACAUGAUACGACGUUGCCGAUUGCUAUAGAGACCGCCGAUGAAACAGGACGUUUGAGACAGUUAGCAAAGCUUUUUGAUCAUGAUGCUGUACAAGCUGGCAGCCUUUCUAACUUCCCCAUCAUUUUAUUGUUAGCUCAGUUGUCCAUUCUAAAACAGGACGAUAUGGAGGCUUUCGCGAAAUACGCUAUGUCUCCAACUGAAGAAAAUGAAAAGAAUUUGAACGCAAGAGAAAGCUACCAAACUUUGUUGGCUGUACUCUACAGCAGUAUGUGAGACUUAUGCUUGAUAUAUGCGCUUUCUUGAGCAUUUUUUGAGCUUAUGUUGUAAUGGUUUUCAUGGUUUUGUCGAUAAAAAUGAGCAAUUGAGAUGAAGAAGAUGAAUAAAAUUAAUGACAACGACUUUUUUAAAUUUCGAUAUACUAGUUUAAUUGCGGCGAUGGGAACCAUUUUAAUGGAAAAAUACGCAUGAAGAAAAUGAAAAUUAGAUUUAUAUAAGGAAUAGAACUUACAGCGGCAA